UUUCGUAGUCAACGGGUAGUGAAGUACCUCCGAUUAAUUUUUAUAAUUUACCAUUACAAUAAGUAAUUAAAUAAUCAAUUAUCGCGGCCCGAUAAUAAUAACAUCAUGACGCACUGCGAACUCGUGCCAAUGUUGUUCUUGUGAUAUUUGUUUGUGAGGUUUUUUUGAAUUUUUUUUUCCUUUUUUUUUCUUCUUUUCGAAAAAUAAAACGAGUGAGUGGGGAUUAACGAACAUAACCUAUUUAUUUUUGUGGGGGAGUGUUUAUGACACGUAGUGGAACAGCCGUUCGAGAGUAUUGUUGUGAAUGAACCUUUAAAGACUUGAGUGGACGAAACACAGGGAUUUAUUGUUGAUUUUACCUGGAAACACAAUGGAGGACGCCCACGCUAAGUCAGUGGACGAGGUGUUGAAUUACUUCAAUGUUGAUUCUGAGAAGGGUCUGUCGCCGGAUCAAGUCAAGAGGAAUCAGGAGAAAUAUGGUCUCAACGAAUUGCCAGCCGAGGAAGGUAAAUCCAUCUGGCAACUUGUGCUGGAACAAUUCGAUGACCUCCUAGUUAAGAUUCUCUUAUUAGCCGCUAUCAUAUCUUUCGUAUUAGCUUUAUUUGAAGAGCAUGAGGAUGCGUUCACAGCGUUCGUCGAGCCCUUCGUUAUCCUUCUAAUUCUAAUCGCCAAUGCUGUUGUCGGUGUUUGGCAAGAGCGCAACGCCGAGUCUGCGAUCGAAGCCCUUAAAGAAUACGAACCCGAAAUGGGAAAAGUCGUGAGAAGCGACAAAUCGGGUGUUCAGAGGAUUCGCGCCAAGGAAAUAGUCCCAGGUGACAUCGUCGAGGUGUCGGUUGGUGACAAAAUUCCAGCUGAUAUUCGUCUCAUAAAGAUAUACUCCACGACAAUCAGAAUUGACCAGUCAAUCUUGACCGGUGAAUCUGUAUCGGUUAUCAAGCACACAGAUCCAGUGCCUGAUCCACGAGCUGUCAAUCAGGACAAGAAGAAUAUUCUCUUCUCAGGUACAAAUGUAGCUGCUGGUAAAGCACGGGGUGUUGUUAUGGGCACUGGUCUCAAUACAGCCAUUGGAAAAAUCAGAACCGAAAUGUCAGAGACUGAGGAAAUCAAGACACCUCUUCAGCAGAAGCUCGAUGAAUUUGGCGAGCAGCUGUCGAAGGUUAUUUCAGUUAUUUGCGUUGCUGUUUGGGCAAUCAACAUCGGCCAUUUCAACGAUCCAGCUCACGGUGGCUCCUGGAUCAAGGGUGCAAUCUACUACUUCAAGAUCGCUGUUGCACUGGCUGUCGCAGCUAUUCCAGAAGGUCUGCCUGCUGUCAUCACAACAUGUCUUGCACUUGGUACCAGACGAAUGGCCAAGAAGAACGCUAUUGUUCGCUCCCUGCCAUCCGUUGAAACUCUUGGCUGCACCUCUGUUAUUUGCUCUGAUAAAACUGGAACUCUUACGACUAAUCAGAUGUCCGUGUCAAGGAUGUUUGUGUUUGAUAAAGUUGAGGGCAAUGAUAGCAGCUUCCACGAGUUCGAGAUCACUGGAUCAACAUACGAGCCCAUUGGCGAGGUCUUCCUCAAGGGUCAGAAGGUCAAGGGCGCUGAUUUCGAGACUCUCCAUGAAAUCGGCACUAUCUGCAUCAUGUGCAAUGACUCGGCUAUUGACUUCAAUGAGUUCAAACAGGCUUUUGAGAAAGUUGGUGAGGCCACUGAGACAGCUCUUAUCGUUCUUGCUGAAAAGAUCAAUCCAUUUGGCUGUUCUAAGACCGGUUUGGAUCGCAGAGGAACUGCUAUCGUUGUACGACAGGAUGUGGAGACCAAAUGGAAGAAGGAAUUUACGCUGGAGUUCUCCAGGGAUCGCAAAUCGAUGUCGUCUUACUGCGUGCCACUCAAGACUUCGAAGCUUGGAACUGGGCCAAAACUUUUUGUCAAGGGAGCACCUGAGGGUGUACUCGAGAGGUGUACACAUGCUAGAGUUGGUACAAGCAAGGUACCUCUCACAUCGACCCUGAAGAACAGAAUUUUGGAUUUGACAAGGCAGUAUGGAACUGGCAGAGAUACUCUUCGCUGUCUGGCUCUUGCCACUGCUGAUCAUCCCAUGAAACCUGAUGACAUGGAUCUGGGUGAUUCGACCAAGUUCUUCACUUAUGAAAAGGAUCUUACGUUCGUUGGUGUUGUUGGUAUGCUUGAUCCACCGAGGAAGGAGGUAUUUGACUCGAUCGUCAGGUGCAGAGCUGCUGGUAUCAGGGUUAUUGUUAUCACUGGUGACAACAAGGCAACUGCUGAGGCUAUCUGCAGGCGUAUUGGUGUCUUUACUGAGGACGAGGAUACAACUGGAAAGUCUUACUCUGGAAGGGAAUUUGAUGAUCUACCGUUGUCUGAGCAAAGAUCCGCUUGUGCCCGAGCUAGGCUCUUCUCCAGGGUUGAACCUUCUCACAAAUCCAAGAUUGUCGAGUUCUUGCAGAGCAUGAAUGAAAUUUCAGCUAUGACUGGUGAUGGUGUCAAUGAUGCACCUGCUCUCAAAAAGGCUGAGAUCGGUAUUGCUAUGGGAUCUGGAACUGCUGUUGCCAAAUCGGCUUCGGAGAUGGUGCUCGCUGAUGACAAUUUCUCAUCAAUUGUUGCUGCUGUUGAGGAGGGCAGGGCUAUUUAUAACAAUAUGAAGCAGUUCAUUCGGUAUUUGAUUUCGUCGAAUAUCGGUGAGGUUGUUAGCAUCUUCUUGACUGCUGCACUCGGACUUCCUGAGGCACUUAUUCCUGUUCAACUGCUGUGGGUCAAUCUCGUUACUGAUGGGCUUCCUGCUACUGCUCUUGGAUUUAAUCCACCUGAUCUUGAUAUCAUGGAUAAGCCCCCACGUAAAGCUGACGAGUCAUUGAUCUCCGGUUGGUUGUUCUUCCGUUACCUUGCCAUCGGUGGAUACGUCGGUGCAGCAACAGUCGGUUCAGCAGCCUGGUGGUUCCUCUACAGUCCAAAUGGACCCCAACUCAACUACUAUCAGCUGACUCAUCACUUGUCCUGUAUCGGUGGUGGGGACGAGUUCAAGGGUGUCAAUUGCAAAAUUUUCACUGAUCCUCAUCCCAUGACAAUGGCUCUCUCUGUUCUCGUCACCAUUGAGAUGUUGAACGCCAUGAACAGUUUAUCUGAGAACCAAUCGCUCAUCAGCAUGCCACCAUGGUCCAACAUGUGGCUUAUUGCCUCCAUGGCUCUUUCCUUCACACUUCACUUCGUCAUUCUUUACGUUGAAGUACUUUCGGCUGUGUUCCAAGUUACUCCCCUCAGUGGUGAUGAGUGGGUAACAGUAAUGAAGUUUUCAAUUCCAGUUGUACUUCUAGACGAGACCCUGAAGUUCAUCGCCAGAAAAAUAGCAGACGGUGAGAGUCCAAUUUACACCGUACACUGGAUUGUUCUGAUGUGGGCUGUGUUCUUUGGACUAUUAAUAGUUUGCCCAAUUUAGAGAGUUUAUUUAUCUUCAUUUUUGAAUAGCCAGGGUUUACAAUGAAUUAAUAAUUGGAGAAUUAACUAGCUUAAUGAUUUAAAACAAUAUGCUAUGAGAGAAAACAAAAAAUGCAAAAGAUGCAAUGGUCGGCAACAUGGACGAGAGUAUUUCCUGUGGAAAAAGGCAUUCCGAGGGAAUCUUGGACUUGCAGCUGCAUUUAAUCGAGUGAAAAUGAUAAAAAAAAAAACAAUAAUCAUGCAUAAAUAGCAAAUGUCAAGGAAGAGACAUUUUCUUUCUUUUCUCGUUUUCUCGGGAAAAAAAUUAACGAGAGUGUGUUUAAGUGAGAUUUAACCAGUUUUUUUUUUCCUUUUUUCCUCGUCUGACUGUGAGAGCAUGGAGUCAGUUCUGAGGAAAUUGGUCUUCAUUCUGUGAUUAAAUGAAGUGAAUUUUGGUUCGAAUGAAUUUUUAGGAAUUCCUAGGAUUCAUGGGGGUGAGAAAAGAAAACUGGGAAAUUUGUGUUUCAAUUAAUGACAGAAUUCGUAACGCCUUUGUCGAUAGAGGAGUAAUUAUUGUAAUUGUGUGAAUCCGUUAUUUAAUGUUACCCUUCUGUUCCCUGAGUGAAUCCCAAGUUGUUUUAUUAUUUUAUACGAGUGCCUUCGAAGAGUUUCACAGACCCAGAUCCAAUUUUUUUUUUUUUUUUUCAUUGUUUAUCUUCCCAAUAGGCGAAUUCUCGCACAACUCGAGUGAAUUUUAGGGAAAAUUCGAGAGGUCGAGGGAUAAAGCGGUCUGUAUCUCGGGAUCUCGGGGAGAUAGAGGAUUUUAAGUGGAGUACUUUUUUGUAGCCCUUGAAAUUAUCGACAAAAAAGGCAGUUGGGAGAUUUUUGCCAUCUUGUUCCGUUUUCCUGGUAUUUAUGAAUAACGAAACGAAGAAAAUUGUCGACAUAAAUUCGUAGAUUUUCUGUUUUUGUGGAUUGGCGUGGGAGGGGAGGGAGAUAGUGAAAUUUUUCUGGGGAACUUUUUCUGGGGAAUUUCAAGAGCUAUAUAAAAGAUCUAAUGGGUUUUUGCGGUAGUUUGUGGGAUUUUCGAGAUAGUCAGCAAAGAGACUCGGAUGCCAGUGAUUUUUACAGCUUUAUCUCUUUGAUCUCUGAAUUGCUAUGGCGCUGACUAAAAUGCAUGCAAGUUUACCGAUGUCUUCUCUCAUGCGACGCAAUGGCCUCAUUAAUUAGCAAUUUUUUGAUAUAACACGGAAUAAGAGUGUGAGGAUUUAUUAAUUCAAGUUGUAAAUAUUGAUGAAUAGUGUGAGAGUUAAAUGCUGUACAUUUCUAGCUUUUUUGAUGAUUUUUAUUCCAAUUGGGGAAAAUCGUUGGGGAAUGCAUCGGUGACUUCAUCAAUUUAUUAUUUUUUCUCUCUUACAAUUUCAUUUUCCAUUAAUGAUUUUUUUAUAGUAAAAAAUCAUAGAAAUUAAUUUCCUAAAACUCGAUCGAGAUCGAGGGGUCCCCAAUCGAUUGGUAAAUUCCAGAUCGAUAAAUAAAAUCAAAAUAUUUCGGUCGAUUCAAUGGGAUUUUAGGGGAAUCCCCCCAAUGCAUUCAUCGAGAAAUGACGAGAAUUGUUUUUGUUUACUUUCAAUUAAAUCGUAAAAUUUCACUGUUAUUUUGUUUAUUAUUACACAUGAACACGAGAGAUAAAUAAUCCAAGGAGAUUUAUCGAGGACUGACGUUCGCACCCGAAUAUAUUUCCUCGUUCGAGGAAACAAAGCGUCUUCCAAAAGAAAUAAAUCCGAGUUAAUGCUGUCGCACGCUAUUCGUUCCUCCUCACAUAAAUCCCUCGUGUUCUAACAAAAAUUGGAAUGAAAAACAUGAAAUAGAUAAUGUGAUGCGAAUCUGGGAUUCGGUAAGUGAUCGAUGCGAUAAAUUUUCUUAUCAGGAUUAAAUUUGUUUUACCAUUCCUUCCCACACAUGCUUGACGAUCCAAUGAGUGUAAUUACAUUUUUUUUCUAUCGAAUCAUUGAUGAAUUUUUUGACAUGUGCUUGUGUGUUAAUCUCCCCUUGAUGUCUUUGUAUUUAUAAAUAUUUUUUUGAACUGACCAAAAGGGUCUGGAGGUCAGGUGUGCCAUCCUGCGUCGAGUUGUGGUAAUUUGAGAAUUUUCUUUAAACAAUUUGAGAUUUUUUCCAGUCUUUCAUUCUGCCACUGAAGAUUUUUAAUCCAUAAUCCGUGAAUUUAUGUCCUCGAGGAAUUGAAUACACGACUAAUUGUCGUGAUAAUCAUCACAAUAAAUAAAUAAUUAAUAAUAGAAACCAAGAAACAUAAAUCGUAAUAAAUUUAAUAUCGGUUUAAUUGCUUUAAAUAUACGAUAGAUGAGUAAUAAAUGUAGUCAUUGAAUUCUGAAGAUAUUACAAGACUGAACGAUCGGCCAUGAUGAAACUUAAUUAAUUAAUUGAUUAAACUGAAGAAUUCAUGAAUAAACGGAUUAAAAUGGAAAAUAUUACUGUUGAGAUGGAUCGGGAGUGAAUUGUGGGGUUUCAGAGUAUUUUUGAUGGGAUUGGAAGUAUUUUCAAAAGCCGGGGAAAAUUACUGGUGGCUAACACCCCCGGAUGACCUAUUUAUCUCUCAGAGGUCUCGAGAAAACAUGGAAAAACUUUUCAACUUGUUUUCCCUUGAGCUUCUCUGGCUGUGGGGCAAAACGGGUGGUCGGAUAUUUCCCCGGUUUUGCGAUGAGAUUUUUUUUAUCAUCAACUUUCUACCCCAACGUGUUCUGAUUAUUCCCGAAGAAGAGGAAAAUAAAAAAUGAUGAUUUUGUUAAUAAAUGGGGUAACGCGGUGCACUGAAAGCGCAAAUAUCUCGGUAACGAGUGCCUCUAGAGAAAAUUUCGCUGUACCUUUUUUUCUACCUUAUGAAAUUUUCGACAAAAAACCCAAAUGACUUUUUUCUCCGAGAUGAAUAGUUACUGAGAUAAUGAGUUGCGGAGUGUUCAAUCGAAAAUUAUGAUCAGUUGGAAUUUUUAAUUGGGAACUUAAUAUUUUUUAAUUGUCUCAGUAACGAGGGAUUUUCGUGAAAAUGUUGUUUAACCUUUUUUGUAGCUGACGAGAUGAUCUACAAAAAAAGUUCUACGACUAUUUGUCGUAGAAUGGCUCGGUAUCGAGAUAAUUGAAGAAUUAUGACGCGAGAAAUAGUUAUUUUCCGGUUUUGCUAUUUUUAUACGAAAUCGGAGAUUUUUCUCGGAAUUCACUUCAAUAAUCCACUAAUUUGCUCAAUAAACUCGACGUGGGUGGCUGGCAGGAAACAAUUAGCAGGAAGUUGACGAAUUCCGUUGACCAUUUAGCGCGGAAAAUGACCCGAUCCCUGAAAACGUUUGGGAUUGAAAAACAAAAUUUAACACACGAGAAAAUGUACUGGUGCGGGAGACUAAAAUUUAAACAACAAAUAACCGAGGAACACCCUCAGGCAAAUUUUACAAUUAAUAACUUAUAUUACUGUAAUGUUAAUUAGUCAGCGAGAUGUGUGUGAUAUCCCCGUGAGUUGUACGGCCGUCUUAAUUAAUUGACAAUUCCCCAAUAAUAACAAAUAUUCAUAAAUUGACUUGUGGGCAGAGGACUUCAUUAAAAAGCUCGAAAAAUUCGCCCCACACCUAAGCCCAAAAUUCCAAUCAAUUUUUUAUCUCCUAAAGAAAAAAUGGAGGGGAAAUUUUUCGAUCUAUCAAAUGGCCUCCCACUUCACCCCAACAAAUGCAAAAAUCGAGAAUAUCUUCGAGCCGUCAUAAAAAAAAUUAACAUAGAGAAUUAAACGUGACACCUGGACAAAAUUUUCGAAUAAAAAUCAGCGAUUUUAGUUUAAAAAUGUGGAAUGAUUAUCACUGAGGGAUUUUUUUUUAGUGAUUUGUGAUUGGUUGAGAGAAAAAUGGAGAAUAAUCAUUGGAGAAAGUGUGUUGUUGAUAAGUGGCUGGUGGCAGCGAUCGACCUAGUAAUUAUAAAAAUCAUUGAAUAAAACAAGAGAGAAAUAGAAGGGUAGAGGA
Molecule: messenger RNA, 7424 nt
Organism: Fopius arisanus
Lineage: Eukaryota; Metazoa; Arthropoda; Insecta; Hymenoptera; Braconidae
Gene: SERCA
Product: ATPase sarcoplasmic/endoplasmic reticulum Ca2+ transporting SERCA
Exons: 9
Coding region: 371-3433 (1020 amino acids)
Biological process (GO): intracellular calcium ion homeostasis; calcium ion transmembrane transport
Cellular component (GO): membrane
Molecular function (GO): ATP binding; P-type calcium transporter activity; ATP hydrolysis activity
Source: RefSeq, a predicted model, not a curated record